This is a messenger RNA of Parnassius mnemosyne (clouded apollo), 1308 nucleotides long. The record is from the annotation of a GenBank genome assembly. Lineage: Eukaryota; Metazoa; Arthropoda; Insecta; Lepidoptera; Papilionidae.
AUGCCAACUAAUAUUACUAACUUAGAUCAAUCAAAACGGAUACAAGUUGUAGCUCAAGAUGAACCUCGCCUGAACAUCGAUCAAAGAAAAGUAUUCUUCGCUCUCCUCGCGGUGGCCGCGGCCAAACCCAAGCCCGGUGGUCUCUCUCUUGGUUGGUCCGGUGGUUCUUUAGGGGGAUGGGAACAUGACCUGUCCUCGCUUAGCUUCAUACAACAGCCAAGCUAUGCCGUAGCAGCGCCUGUUGUCCACGCUGCGCCCGUUGUCCACGCUGCGCCCAUUGUCCACGCAGCCCCCGUGGCCAUCGCUAAGCCUGCUGCAACCAGUUACUCUUCCUUCCAACGGGUAAUCCACCCAGUUUCCGUAGCACGGCCUGUGAUCCAUGCCGCCCCUGUUAUCCAGGCCGCCCCUGUUGUCCACGCUGCCCCUGCUAUUAUCCCUCAACCCAUCGUCCAUUCAGCACCAGUUUUAGAGUCCUAUGCCCAGCCUGUCAUCCAGAAAUACCUGUCUUUGGGCUCAUACGGUCAUGGAUGCUGUUUACAAAAGCUGAAAGAUAGCUGUAUGGGUGUGAAAUUGGGUGACAUAAAAGUAAAUUGUCUGCUGUAUGCUGAUGAUGCAGUGCUUAUUGCACCAUCAGAGGCAGAACUGCAGGCAUUAGUCACGUGUAUGAAAGAGGAAUGUGAAAUUAAAGGUCUCCGUUUGAACGCUAAUAAAACUAAGGUUCUGGUAUUUGAAAGGGACGAAGAGAGAACGAAGUGUGAAAUAUGGGUUUUCUUCGCUCUCCUCGCGGUGGCCGCGGCCAAACCCAAGCCCGGUGGUCUCUCUCUUGGUUGGUCCGGUGGUUCUUUAGGGGGAUGGGAUCAUGACGUAUUCUUCGCUCUCCUCGCGGUGGUCGCGGCCAAACCCAAACCCGGUGGUCUCUCUCUUGGUUGGUCCGGUGGUUCUUUAGGAGGAUGGGAUCAUGACCUGUCCUCGCUUAGCUUCAUUCAACAGCCAAGCUAUGCCGUAGCAGCGCCUGUUGUCCACGCUGCGCCCGUUGUCCACGCUGCGCCCAUUGUCCACGCAGCCCCCGUGGCCAUCGCUAAGCCUGCUGCAACCAGUUACUCUUCCUUCCAACGGGUAAUCCACCCAGUUUCCGUAGCACGGCCUGUGAUCCAUGCCGCUCCUGUUAUCCAGGCCGCCCCUGUUGUCCACGCUGCUCCGGCCAUUAUCCCUCAACCCAUCGUCCAUUCAGCACCAGUUUUAGAGUCCUAUGCCCAGCCUGUCAUCCAGAAAUACCUGUCUUUGGGCUCAUACGGUCACGGAUGGUAA